Tigriopus californicus is the source of this 2801-nucleotide messenger RNA. RefSeq names its product protein phosphatase 1D-like. The record is from RefSeq and is a predicted model, not a curated record. NCBI's taxonomy places the organism in Eukaryota, Metazoa, Arthropoda, Copepoda, Harpacticoida, Harpacticidae. Bases 190 to 2550 code for a protein of 786 amino acids. Gene Ontology annotation, biological process: protein dephosphorylation. The transcript is spliced from 5 exons. Gene Ontology annotation, cellular component: nucleus; cytosol. Gene Ontology annotation, molecular function: mitogen-activated protein kinase binding; cation binding; protein serine/threonine phosphatase activity.
GGCAGGAAAGAGCUAAAGUUGGAGGUCGUCUGCCUAGACUGCCAGACCUGGGUGGUGAUUAGUCUAUGCCUGCUUGGACCGCUGGCCAGUCAGUCUGGACAGAUAGCAGUGAGGAACAAGGCAGAAGGACAAAUUCAAAAAUAGAGUAAAGUGCGGAGAUUGGAAGUGUGUGGUUGAUUCCGAUUCACUAUGAGUGGUGUCACACCCUCUACGGGUCCUUCCCGGCCCGCUUCGGCCGGGGGAUCGCCCUGUAUGGGCCUGAAUCUCCGGGUCACGGGCUACUGCAAUCAAGGCGGCCGGAAAUAUAUGGAAGACGUUUUCAGUGUGGCUUACCAGCAAACCGAGGACGAAUUGGACCUCGAAUACGCCUUCUUUGGCAUAUUUGAUGGCCAUGGAGGCCGAGAGGCUGCGGCCUUUGCCAAGGAGCAUUUGAUGGAGUUCAUUGUGCGACAGAAGAGCUUCUGGUCUUCGGACGACGAAAGCGUGUUGCGCGCCAUUCACGAUGGAUUCGUCCAAACUCAUCAAGCGAUGUGGAAAGAAUUGGAAAAAUGGCCAAAGACAGCCUCUGGACUGCCUAGCACGGCCGGAACUACGGCAUCGAUUGCUUUCAUUCGGCGAGGCAAGAUUUACAUUGGUCAUGUGGGCGAUUCAGCCAUUGUAUUGGGGCAGCAAGAUCCCGCCGACCCAAACAAUUGGGUAAGCCAACCCCUAACGCGGGAUCACAAGCCCGAGUCAGAUGAAGAAACCAAGCGAAUCGUUCGCUGUGGGGGCAAAGUUAUUUCCAAAAGCGGUGUUCCUCGAGUCGUAUGGAAUAGGCCGAGAACUGGUCACAAGGGUCCGGUUCGUCGCUCCACUCACAUCGACGAGAUCCCAUUUUUGGCCGUGGCCAGGUCCUUGGGCGACCUGUGGAGUUACAAUUCAGAAGAGGACGUCUUUGUUGUUUCUCCUGAACCUGAUACUUUUGUGUACCCGAUUGAUAUGGACAAGCAUAGAUGCCUGAUCCUUGGGACGGAUGGCGCAUGGAACAUGCUCUCUCCAGCACAGGCAGUUCGAAUUGUAUGCGAGGCUGAAAAAUCCAAUUCCCAGCACAUUCUCAACCCAUCACGUCAGUGGAUCAAUCCUAGUAAGAAAUUAGUCGAUAAGGCCAUCGAACGGUGGAAUGGCAACAAUCUGAGAGCUGACAAUACGAGUGUAGUCACGGUCAUGUUAGAUCCUCCUGGAACCCCCAAAGCUGAGAUAUUGAUGAGACAGAGAGAGCUUGCUCAGCAGUUGAAUGUAGCUGGUAACCCUCUGAUUGGUGAUACGGCAGCGGCAGGAAUCAACAACCAGCAACUCGAUGCGAAUCGCGGGUCCGUGGCUUUGGUGACCAACACCACACCCGAGGAACCUAUGUCAGUGGAUCCAACCCCUCCUGAACCCGCAGUCCAACCCACGCCAGCGCCCCCUUCCCAUAAUCCCGCUAUUGCUCCUCAAGUUGUUGCUCCUCCCGCCAACGUUUUGGAGAAAGCGAACUCGACCAAAAUCAUUUCGAGAAGUCCCAAGUCGAAAGCUCAAGGUCAGAACCUGGUGAAUCCACCUCAAACAACCAAUAGCUCAAGUCGCCAGCCCGCCAUGGUGUCUUCCAACAAAAAAGCCCCGCGAAUCAUUCACGACUUCCAACGAUCGUCCAAUGCACGCAAGCCUCUUAAUCAGAAAUCCACAUCCCAGCUUAACAGACUCAGUGAUUCCAGAGUCGACAGCACCACCACGAAAUCCAGUAGUCAGAACCAGGGUGAGCUCAGCCGCGGGGCUCGCUUUGCGUCCACGGCGUCGCUGCCCAGGGAAGAGGAUGCUAUUCAGUGCAACGAAAUAUCUUCUUCGGAUGACGAUUCACCCGCCGAUCCGCUGAAGAAGACACGGGCCCGAAAUGCCUCGGCCAAGAAGUUAAGUCGGGAAUUGAACAACCUUCAAUUGGAUAGUCCACUCUUCAGUAACGGAGCAGUGUUGAGCACAUCACGGCGAAAUCGGCGUCGCACCCGAUCCGAGGACAACCACAGCGACGCUGAAAAUCUCGAAAGUCAAGAUAGGACCAAUCGCGAAACCCGUCAAUCUGCCACUGCCGAUGUGGAGGCACGGUGCCAUCAAUUAAAAGCGCGAAUCAAGAACAUUGAGCGCAAAGUGUCCAAGCGAACCGUUCAGCUAACACAUGAGGUGCGGAACCUCCAGUCAGAUCUUGCAAGUGGGUGGAUCUUGCCCACGAGUCGUGGCUCAAGUCCCACUAAAGAUCAGCAGUCCCACUUCCUCCGCUCACAACACAGUCCUUCAAAACCGUCACAAUCGCAACCCACUCCCCGAUCUCUCCGACCAAGAACGCCCACCAAAACGCACAGAUCUAUAAGCACCCCCUCUUUAUCGCUAAGGAAACGCAAACGCUUGCUAGAUGCGGCGGAGGGUGCGGCAUCUCCCGCGAAAUCUCCCAAAACAACCUAUGGUACGAGUGGUCGCGUGAAGGGAGCUAAACCUGUGAUCACCAGAUCAAAGACGGCCCGAGUGUUGACCCUGAAGAAAUAGGAUAUCCUCCGCUUAGAGCAAGAUGAAGAGGUCGAGUAGAGCCCAGGAUUUAUCGGACAACUCGCUCGUCCUUGUGAAGACUGUGAUGCACACCCUGACGUAUAAAACAACUGCCAGAACACCCAUUUCACCCUGAUCCAUGGACGAUCCCGCUUAUAUUCGAAGAAAAUUUGGUCUUUCCAGUGUUUGUUUUGAAUGACACGCGCAUUCAAAUCGAUGCUUUAUUAUGCAUACAUCUUCUUUCACUCCCA